Bombina bombina (fire-bellied toad) is the source of this 849-nucleotide messenger RNA. It is a transcript of the gene SIAH3, whose product is annotated as siah E3 ubiquitin protein ligase family member 3. Bases 1 to 726 code for a protein of 241 amino acids. The transcript is spliced from 2 exons. Gene Ontology annotation, molecular function: ubiquitin protein ligase activity; ubiquitin conjugating enzyme binding. Gene Ontology annotation, biological process: multicellular organism development; proteasome-mediated ubiquitin-dependent protein catabolic process. NCBI's taxonomy places the organism in Eukaryota, Metazoa, Chordata, Amphibia, Anura, Bombinatoridae. Gene Ontology annotation, cellular component: cytoplasm. The record is from RefSeq and is a predicted model, not a curated record.
AUGCUUUUCUUCACUCAGUGCUUUGGGGCUGUGUUAGAUCUCAUUCAUUUCAGGUUUCAGCACUACCAGGCUAAGAGAGUGGUUUCUUCUGCAGGACAGCUGGUCUGUGUGGUUAGUCCAACACAAAACUUGAAGAAUGGUUCAGAACAAAGUGCCACCCCUGAGGAAUCCUCUCAAAGAACAUCAACUCAACAUCAUCAUGAUGAAAUGGUGUAUGACCCACAGCUGACUUUUUGCACUUGCCCUUUGUAUACAUGCAGAUGGGAGGGACAUUUGGAAGUUGUGGUUUCUCAUUUAACAAAAAACCAUAAAAUCAGUAUACUGCAAGGGACAGAAGUUGUCUUUCUUGCAACUGACAUGGACCUUCCAGCACCAGUAGAUUGGAUAAUCACACAUUCUUGCCUAGGCCACCACUUUUUGUUGGUGCUAAGAAAGGAAGAAAAAUAUCAAGGCUACCCACAGUUUUUCGCUAGCAUGAUGCUGAUUGGCACGCCAGCACAGGCAGAGAAUUUUAACUAUAAGCUUGAACUAAGUAGAAACCGUCGAAGAUUGACGUGGGAAUCCACCCCUCGUUCUGUUUUAGACUGUGUUGACUCUGUAAUGACAGAUGGAGAUUGCCUUGUGCUUAACGCUUCAGUAGCUCAGCUCUUUUCUGAUAAUGGAAGUCUGGCUAUUGGAAUUGCAAUAACUGCAAGUCGAUUUUGUGCUGGGGAAUCUGAAAUGUAAAGAUUAUAAUGUGUUACAAUGAAAGAAUACAAGCUAAUGGGCUUUUACUAUGAUUAGUCUUGAGUCACAUCAGUCGCUUGUACAUAGAGGUGGGGGCAUUCUGUUAAAAAAAAAAAAAAAAGA